This is a messenger RNA of Macadamia integrifolia, 1771 nucleotides long. Its product is annotated as inositol polyphosphate multikinase beta-like. The record is from RefSeq and is a predicted model, not a curated record. Bases 786 to 1661 code for a protein of 291 amino acids. Gene Ontology annotation, molecular function: inositol-1,4,5-trisphosphate 3-kinase activity; inositol tetrakisphosphate kinase activity. The transcript has 2 exons. Gene Ontology annotation, cellular component: cytoplasm; nucleus. NCBI's taxonomy places the organism in Eukaryota, Viridiplantae, Streptophyta, Magnoliopsida, Proteales, Proteaceae. Gene Ontology annotation, biological process: inositol phosphate biosynthetic process.
AAGACUAACAAGGAAAAUAAUAUUCUAAAAAUAAACUACUAAACUAACAACUAAUGGGGCCCACAAGAUUUGCUGAAAUCUGGAAAAGAGAGAGGGACUCGAUCCAGCGCUGGAAAGGCUGGAUCGAGCCUCCUUUUCUUCCUCCUUUUUCUUCUUCUUCUUUCUAUUCUUCCAGCCACAAAGAUGGUUGUUUCUUCUUCUUCUUGCGUCUGAUUUCUCCAUCACGACCCCAUUAAGUUGGGAGAAGGCAAGUUUGUAUGUUGUUGAAGAUGUUUUAUGAUCUGCAUUUGAUUGGAACCGGGAUAAGGUUACUAUGAGACUUGAAAUGUAGUUCAAAUCCACGAUCAUUUUUCAGUUUAACCCAGUUGAAGGAAGCCAGAAAUUUUUUUCACCGUCUUUUGUGUCUUGAUUCGCUGUUUGUGGGUGAGUUUUGAGCUGGCAUUGCUAUUUGAAUUCUCAUGCUCCCUUCCCCACUCCCUCCUCUCAUUAUUUCUCGGUUCUGGGCUAAUUUCUACUUUCUUCUUGUCUUUCCUUCUUAGAAGAUAACAUCUCUAAAUGACUAAAUCUCUCUCUGUUUAUCAAACAAGCUUUUUCUGGCUUCUACAGGAGAGGGUGAGAAGUAUUUCUGAAUAUGAAGUCCAAUUUGUCUCUGCAAGGUGGCAGAAUGUCUCUGCAAGGUGGCAGAAGAGUUAAUAGGGAGGAUUUCUUCACUUCUUGUUCAGAAUUACUGGAUUGGAGAAUUGGAGAAAUAUCGUCUUUGCUGUUGGGUUUGAAUUUAUAAGAUCAUGCUCAAGGUACCAUCUAAUCAGGUUGCAGGCCACCAAGCUGGUGGUGGAAAGCUUGGCCCACUCAUGGAUGAUUCAGGCCACUUUUGCAAGCCCCUUCAGAAUGAUGAACGUGGGUCCAAUGAGGUGGCUUUCUACACUUCUUUUUCAUCCAACACCAGAAUCCCAGACCACAUCCGUCGAUUCUUUCCUAUCUUUUAUGGCACUCAGCUUCUAGAAGCUUCAGAUGGAUCUGGUCUGCUUCCUCACCUUGUUUUACAGGAUCUCGUCUCCAAUUAUGUUCAUCCAUCUGUUAUGGAUGUCAAGAUCGGCUCCAGGACCUGGUAUCCCCAAGCGUCUGAAGACUAUGAAAAAAAAUGCGUUAUUAAGGAUAGAGAAUCCACAAGCUUGUUUUUGGGUUUUAGGAUUUCUGGCUUGCAGACUUAUGAAAAUGAGGAAUCAGGGUUCUGGAAGCCUGACAAGAAGCGUGUCAAGGGUUUUACUGUGGAUGAUGUGAGGUCAGUUUUGAGGAAGUUUGUUUCUUUUAACCCAUCUUCAGAUUCGAAUCCGGAUUGUUCGUUUGCAUCAAUUGUUUAUGGUGGUUCUACUGGGAUUCUGGCACAACUGUUGGAGCUGAAAGCAUGGUUUGAAGAUCAAACAGAUUUUCAUUUCUACUCUUGUUCAGUUCUUAUGAUGUAUGAAAAAGAGGCAGCGCUGGAAGGAAGGACAUGUAGUGCUGAAAUCAAGCUGGUCGAUUUUGCUCAUGUUGUGGAAGGCAAAGGUGUAAUUGAUCAUAACUUCUUGGGGGGGCUAUGCUCUUUGAUAAAGUUUGUCUCAGAGAUACUAACCUGCCCAGAUGAAUGCACCAUCAAAGGUGGUUUACGGGUACCUGAGUAGAAUUGCUUUGUUUUUUGAAAAUAGUGUCAAGGAAUAACGAUAGUAUUUUUAACUGGUGAACUUUUGGUUCCUGCAUUUAACUUUCUCAUUUCCAUUGCUUGUUCCCUGAA